Molecule: messenger RNA, 637 nt
Organism: Camellia sinensis
Lineage: Eukaryota; Viridiplantae; Streptophyta; Magnoliopsida; Ericales; Theaceae
Source: RefSeq, a predicted model, not a curated record
GGGCACAAUGGAUGGUAUCCUUGAUACAGUAUUCGCAGAUCAUUCUCUCUUGCCGUUGCUUGGUCUGUUGAAGUCUCAUGGAAAGCUCAUCAUGCUUGCCGCAUCGAACAAGCCCCUGGAUCUGCCUGCCUUUCCUCUGCUUAUGGGAAGGAAGUUGGUGGGUGGAAGUACCAUUGGAGGGUUGAAGGAGACACAAGAAAUGAUUGAUUUUGCAGCUAAACACAACAUAACAGCAGAUAUUGAGGUCAUUUCGAUGGACUAUGUGAACACUGCAAUGGAACGUCUAGAAAAAGUUGAUGUCAAAUACCGGUUUGUCAUUGACGUUGCCAACACUUUGAAAGCUGCCUAGUUUGCCAAUGUAGCUCCUAGACGUUGUCUUCUUUUGAUACUAUCAUUAAUAUGUAGUUUGCCAAUGUAGCUCUUGAACGCUGGCUUCUCUUUUGAUACUGUCAUUAAUAUGUAGUUUGCCAAUGUAGCUCCAAAACAUUGACUUCUUUUGAUACUGCCAUUAAUACUGUCAAAGAGAAAUUAAGGUACUUGUAUUAUCUAUCUUCUAUCGCUGGUGUCACAGCAUGUGACAUCUCAGUUUGAAUACAUAAAUACAAGUUUUGAUGGUAAAAGUUUAUAACCUUGGAAA